This is a messenger RNA of Bradysia coprophila, 5258 nucleotides long. It is a transcript of the gene THADA, whose product is annotated as Thyroid adenoma-associated protein homolog. Gene Ontology annotation, cellular component: cytosol. The record is from RefSeq and is a predicted model, not a curated record. Lineage: Eukaryota; Metazoa; Arthropoda; Insecta; Diptera; Sciaridae. Gene Ontology annotation, biological process: tRNA methylation.
UUGCCAUACAGAAUGUAGGUUAUGAGUAUUUGACUGCUGUUUAUGGUGUCGUGUUGUUUAUUUCUUACUCUCAAUCAUGAACGGUCUGUCUUUACGAGUUUCGACGAUUAAAAUGUCCGAAAAUGUGAAGAAAAACAGUGAAAUACAAAUUUCAGUCAUAAAAGUGACUGACAAAUGCCUAAACCGUUUCGCUAGCCAAUUUGCCGAAGAAUCUGAAGCGUAUUCGUGGCUUAGUGAAUUUAUAGAUGCAACUUCAAUCGAGCAACAGUUGUCCUCUGUUAAAAAACUGUUCAACGUACUCGAAAGCCGAUCAUCAUCGACAGAGUUAUGCAAACAUAUCGUCGAAUUUCUAUCAGAUUGGUAUUUCAUUGCACCGCUCCGGCAUCCCGUUCGUAAUUUAAUUGCCAGGAACUUUGAUAAAAUGGCAACGCAUCAAACGGUCAUCAUUAAAUGUUUGGCAGAGACUGCUAUCAAGAAUUGCACGAAAAUUGACAACUCAAGUUCGGUGAACGAGCUGAACACUACGGUGAUAUCACUGGAAGGGUUUGCCGAUAACUUUCACAUUGGAAUCUUGGCAUUACAUCAAUGUUUUGACGCAGUGUUCCCGUUGUUGGUGACGUCCAUAACACAGUAUCUGAUGGAAAUCGAGAAGCCAAAUUCACCGGCCAAUUUAAGUGAAAUUUUCAUUUUCCUGCAUGGUUCCGUCAGACUAUCACUGUGGUAUGUACAGAGAUGUGUCGCCGAUCGAUCGUUGAAAAAGACAGACCAACUGGCCGAUUUGGCCAAGUUUUGCAAAAUCAUUAUCAACUGCGCGGCAGUGCCAAUGGACACGAAACUUAACUGUGGCAUUUUUCUGGUGCUCAACGAGAUUAUCAGGGACAAUCUGCAGGAAUUGAGUAGCCAUUUAGCAGCAAUCAGAGUAACACAAUCGACUGAGACGAACGUGGACACGUUGUGCUGGUGUUAUGGAUUGUGCAAUACAUUACCGUCCAGCGACCUAUUCCACGAAAGGGGAUCAUUGUUGAUCGAAGUCAUCGAAAUUCUGAGAACGAUCGCCGACAAAUACUCUAACGAGCAAACCAUGCUACUGGGUGCCUGUAGAGCAUUAGUCCAAAUGACCAAAUCUUUUCUGACUCUUAACAUGGUUUCGGCAUCGGAAAAUGCCACAAAAAGUGCAUCUAUGACCGAACUGGUGCCACAUUGUUUGUCUUUCGUCUGGUCCUAUUUCGAACAUCAUCUGGAUACGGUGCGUCACUUCUGCAAGGACAUUUACCGAAAUCUUCUAAAAUUAUCGCAGCGACAUGACCGUGAUUACACAUUCAUCCUGAGUACUGUUCUGGCAACGGUAAAAAAUCAGGAAAUUAGCCGAAAUGCUCAGUACGUUGCGACUGAGCAUCUUUGUCAGGAGAUGCAAGUGGAAAGCAUCCUGGACUCGUGGCCAACCAUUUUCGACGAUUUGUUCAACAACUUGGAUGAUCCGAAGUGUUUGUCCUGCUACCAAAAAAUGAUGUCCAUUCACUGCAAGGAAAUCGAUGUUCAAUCCUGGUUUCAGAUAUGGAUCCGUCCGUUGCUAUGUGAUUCGGCAGACAGUGUUGACCUUCAAACGAAAGAGUGUCUGGUGAAUGUAGCGAUAAAAACCCAUCCCAUGGUUCCCAGCUACUUUCUGCAGGAAAAGGAUAAACUACCGCUGGAACUCUAUCUGUUCGUGGUAUCAACAAUUCGCCGGAAUGGAUUGGUGUUGGGUAAACAUUUUGUACCGGCUGAUGAUGAAUUUAUCUGUGGGGCUAAGUUCCACAGCAAUGACGACAUUCGCAUCAUGCAUUUGCGCAUAUUUGUCGAAGUACAAAAAACGACGCGACCGUUCACUGCCGACGAUUUAAAUGAAAUUCUGGAAUUUUUGUACUACAACAGCAACUGUCAAAGUCCAGCAUUCCGUCAAAAGAUCAACGCGUUCAUGACAAAGGCAUUCAACCGAAUCGAAGCCUCAUAUCCUUCUGUGCUCAAAGAUCCACUGAAGACGACCCACACUGCCUACAUAGAAUUUCUGGACAAAAUGAAGCAGCUUUGCCUUUCGAACAUUUUUGACGGUGCCAACUUCAGCCGAAGAGCGAUUUCGCUGAGUUUACUUCUGCAAACGGUGACCGUGUCUGGGAAAAACAACAAAAUUUCACCGGAAGCCUUGUGGACGACGGAAUCGUUUGAGAAAUUAGUUCAAUCGUUGAGCGACACCUAUGAGGCAAAUAAAGCUUUUGCUGUGGACAUUAUUCGACUUUGCCCGAAAGAAUUGGUACCCACGUCUGACCGAUUCGAUCUUCAGUACUUAAAAGAUCUGACAACUAGUGUGAAGCCCAUGGACUGUCUUACGGCUGCAUAUUCACUGGAGUACUGUUGCAUAACGGGCAUAAAUUUCAGUUCAUAUUUGGAAGCAAUCUCUUGGUGCAACGAAAUUCUGGUCGACGGACUAAAGACUGCACAAUCAUCGCUGCUGAUUGCAGCUCGUACGAAUCCACUCUUCGGACUCAUAUUUUGCAUUCGACACUUGAUGAACCGAGUUGACCUGAAAAAGACAUACGAACCACGUUGGAGAGACUUUGUAAAGCAACUAAUCGAACUUUGUAAAAAGUUAACCGAAGUGGUUGGACCAAUUGUUAAUAGUUCAUCACCCGAGGGCCACUUACCCAAUGAUCACAGUAAUGUCAGCAAUUUUCUGCCGAACGAGAUCGAUUCCGCAAACGGUCCACCAAAUAAAAUCCUAUCGCCUCGGUCUCAACACGACAAUACUGAGUGCCUGUCCACGACUCCUCAAAUGCUCCUUCUAUGUUCAUGGCGAACGGUCAAGGAAGUUUCGCUGCUUCUCGGAGAUUUAACGUUGAACGCACCCAUUCUAACCGAGUCCAGUCCGGGUGUGGUAACAGUCGAAGAAAUUCUUGAAAUCGGAAAUCAUUUCCACGUCCUACUGUCCGAAACGAAACAUCGAGGGGCGUUCGAACAGGCGUUCGUUGGUUUUUCCAAACUGUGUGUUAGGCUGUGGAGAGCAAAGGAAUCGCGGUUGCAUCAAUUGCCAAUGAUUUGGUUGAAGGAUUUGCUGAACAUAAUCUCGGGAAACGACAGCAGUUCGGCGACCGAUUUAAAAUUCGACAAAAUUUGUUCGACUCGGCGCAGUGCCGGUGUACCAUUUAUGAUUCAAGCCAUUUUAACGUCAGAGCUGCAAGUUUGUACUACCAAUGGUCUGAAGUACUCGAUGGUCACUCUAUUGGAAAUCUGUCGGAACGGGAGUGCAGCUGAGGCUAGAACUCAUGCGUUGAACAUUUUACGCGCCCUCUUUAGAUGUACGGACUUGGGUGACUCCAUUGGCGAAUACAUAUCGGAUGGAAUCGAGUGUGCUAUUCGUGGGUACUCAUCGGACAAUUGGCCGGAACGGAACUCUUCGACGUUGUUGUUUUCAUCAUUGAUCAUCAGAGUGUUUGGGGUGCAACGAACCAAAGAUUCCGAGAACUUAAACAUCCGCAACAAAAUGACUGGACGAAUAUUCUUUUUGAAAUACCCACGGCUGUUCGAUUUCUUCAUACUCGAACUUCAAUCGGCGACACGAUCAAUUGAAAAAGAUCAAGUACCACCCACGUUGCAUCCGCUUUUGAUUUUAUUGAGUCGCCUGUAUCCAUCGGCUGUUGAUGGCUGUUCAUCUAAUUUGAAAUUGUCUCUGUUGCUGCCGUUUAUUGCUCAGUGCACGCAUAGUCCGGAAUUGGGAACACGUAAAUUGGCGGUUAAGUCGAUAGUAGCAUUAGUGCCGCAGUAUGAGCUGUACAAUUAUGUGAACGGGGUUGUUAAGCAACUGCUGGAGAAUGGCACAACAGCAAAUAUGAACUCGAAUGCAAUCCAUGGAAGUUUACUGCAGAUUUAUCAUCUUAUCAAAUCCGUUGACACGAAACUCUUUGCCAAACACUUCGACGAUUUUGUGUCGCUAACGAAAGCGUACCUGAACCUGAACGUAUUGGACAGUAACAACUUCGUGCUAGUCAGAGUGUAUGUGGACUCGAUUAUUGAAAUCUUAAGAAGGAUCGGUUCCAGUAAAGUUUCCGAAACGGAUCUCAGCGCUUCGCUCGUCAAAGUCACUGGAUUUCUCUCGACGGUUCUUUCCGAGCAUCAGAACAACUCUAUCGGAUUUCCACUUGCAUUGAAAUCAUGUCUGGUGCUGCACUCAAUGAUCAAUAUUCACCAAAUACACCAACUGAGUUUCGUACAAAAUCUUUUCCAACGUCCGUACGAGUAUGUCGAAGCUGCAUUAAACAUCAUCCUUCUGGUACUGAACCACACCGGUCCCGAUAACAUUUUCGAUCGGUUCGAAUGCGAUCGCAAUGAGCGCCAGUUUCUGGAUUACUUAACAAUCGGACAGCAAGAAUCGUUACGCCAUUCGAUUAUCGGCGCGGAGCAAUUAAUAUCAGAAUUGAAUCGAAUUAUCGACGAUGAGACGACAUUCUAUCCAUUUUGCACCGUUAAGGCGUACACAGUGUUGGGUGAUCUGAAUUUGCAUACCGUUUCGGAGGACGAUCUUCUUGACUUGAUUGAGAUUCGAACCGUUGAUCAAAUCGAUGAUGUGAAAGCAUCGAUUGUACAAUAUGCUGGUAAUCAUUUAAGCAAAUUUUUCGGUACGAUGAGCGAAGCGAGCGUUAUGAGGUUGCUGACGAAACUGCGAGAAAUGGCUUCGCCAGAUGGUAGUGAUGAAUUGAGGAGCUCCGUUUCACUGGUGGUAUCCAAAAUGUACAGAACGUGGUCAAGUACAACGUCUGUGCUGCUUUUCGCAGAUAUCGUUCUGAUACUGUUACGAGACGAAUGUUCGGAUAUAAGAGACACGAUGUCCCAAUUCGUACAGUACUCGAGUUAUAAGCCGGCAGUCUUACCCAGUCUGGCUGAAGAACAGUUCAUUGAUUGGUUGGACCAACAAUUGGAACUCUUAAAUACCGAGAAACCGUGGACCGUAUGGAGACAAUUAAUUACAAAACAAUUUGACAGGAAGUCAUCGGAGAAUGAAGAUACGAUCGAUGAAGUGUUUGAGCGAAGCGAAUCAAAUGUUUUCGGUGAGGUGGUGUUGGUGUGUAGAAAAUUGAUGGGAAAGUUCCACAAAAGCCUAACUGAAUCAGGCUUAAGUGCUGAAGAUGUUGACGAGAAUAUUCGAUCAAUUGAAUCUGAUUGGCCAGAGUUGUCUAACUGUGAAAGUUAUUACAUGAAUUUGAAUAAAUGAAACUGUAGCGGAAACGCGA